AUGGAUGACGAACUAUUAAUUGAAGAAGUGAAAAAGCACCCAGAGCUUUAUAAUCUGACCAACAAACAUUAUAUGAAUUCAAAGCGAAAAAAUGAAAUUUGGCAAGAAAUUGGAAGCAUUUUAAAUGCGGAUGGAACUACGUGUAAAACGAGAUGGAACAAUAUCCGCGAUGUUUUUAGACGAUCGUCAAAAAAUGAAGCAACCCGAAGCGGUCAAGGGGCCAAAUGCAUAAAGCGGUACAAAUAUAGUCGCCAACUCGAGUUCCUAAAACCGUCCUUAGAGGAGAGGAACACUAUAUGUAGCGUCAAUCCAGAACCCACCCUAGUUGAGCUUGAAUCGACAGGGUCGGGUUCCAUUAAGGAUGCGUUGCCAGCAAAGACAGACCCGCCGAAACGAAGAAAACGCGAUGCACAGUUUUCGGAGAGACAUAGAACCACAGUUUCCAAACCAUCAGAAAUUCUGAUGGACUAUAUAGUGAACAAAAAAGAAGCGCAUCAUAUAGAUGCAUUCUUGGCGGGAUGUGCUGUUUCGCUAAAAGCUCUUAAUCCACUUCUUCAAGCUAAAGCAAAGGCGGAGAUAUUUGCAGUAGUGAAUAAAUACGAACUAAUAAAUAUUGAAGAAAUGGAUAACAAAAGAAAUGUUGAAGAUUCUCUAGAGCAUAACAGUAGCCACCUAAACAAUGAUCUGGAACCCUUGGACAGCACAACAACAAUUCAUAGCACCAAUAGUCACAUCCACACCAACAUGAACAGGGAAGAUAACAAUAACACCAACAUCGCACUGGACAACAUCAACAUUUUCAGCCAUAGCGACAACAACAAUAGCACUAACAGAAACUACUCCAGCAUUUCCAGCGACAGCACAACAACAAUUCUUUGCACCAACAGUAACAUCAACACCAACAUUAACAGAGAAGAUAACAAUAACACCAACAUCCACCUGGACAACAUCACUUCUAGCCACAGCAACAACAACAAUAGCACUCAUAGAAACUACUCCAGCAUAUCCAGCGACAGCACAACAACAAUACAUAGCACCAAUAGAGACAUCAACACCAACAUCAACAGAGAAGAUAGCAACAACACCAACAUCCUCGUACACAACAUCAACAUAUCCAGUCACAGAAACAACAACAAUAGCACUAACUACUCCGACAUUUCCAGCGACAGCACAACAACAAUUCAUAGCAUCAACAGUGACAUAAACAACAUCGACAACAACAACAACAGCAACAUCAACAGCGUUAACAAUGGAGCCGAUCACAUGAACACCAACAGCCAGAACAACUACGAGAAUGACAUCAUUAAUUGUAACACCAACGGCAGCAACAUCAACAAUAGUAACAUCAACAGUACCACCAACAACAUCAGUACGGACUGGUUUCCGUACACUAACGAACAAGUUACUAAUUUUAAUUACGAUCAUUUGAUCUACGGUAGUUCUUUGAGCACGUUCUUUUCAACGUUUACAACCAGCCCAUAA
Messenger RNA from Topomyia yanbarensis, 1482 nucleotides. RefSeq lists its product as uncharacterized. The transcript is spliced from 2 exons. Gene Ontology annotation, biological process: regulation of transcription by RNA polymerase II. Gene Ontology annotation, cellular component: transcription regulator complex; nucleus. NCBI's taxonomy places the organism in Eukaryota, Metazoa, Arthropoda, Insecta, Diptera, Culicidae. The record is from RefSeq and is a predicted model, not a curated record. The coding region runs from base 1 to 1482 and encodes 493 amino acids.